This is a messenger RNA of Vidua chalybeata, 7073 nucleotides long. It is a transcript of the gene ARMC5, whose product is annotated as armadillo repeat containing 5. Lineage: Eukaryota; Metazoa; Chordata; Aves; Passeriformes; Viduidae. Gene Ontology annotation, cellular component: cytosol. Gene Ontology annotation, biological process: anatomical structure morphogenesis. The record is from RefSeq and is a predicted model, not a curated record. Gene Ontology annotation, molecular function: protein binding.
CCCCUCCCCGCCGUUCCCCCCUCCCCGCUCUCCCCUCUCCGCCCGUUCCGCCCCUCACCGUUCCCCUCUCCCCCCUCCACGCUGUAUUAUUGUGUUUUUUUUCCCGUUUUCGCCCGUUUUUUUUUCCCCCAUUUCUCCCCCACACCAUGUCCGAGUCCCUGGGCUGGUGCGUGGAGGCCGUGCGGGCCGCGGCCGAGCCGUCGCUGUCGCGGGCGCUGCUGGCGCUGCGCGUCCGGCACACGCGGCGGGCCGGGGGCCCCGCGCGGUUCCGGGAGCGAGGGGGGCUCGGGCCGCUGCUGGAGCUCGUGGGGCCCGAGCGGCCCCGGAGGGUGCUGGAGCUGGCGCUGAGCGUGCUCGGGAACUGCUGCACCGAGCCCGGCUGCCGGCGGCAGGCCAGGAGCCUCGGAGGGGUGCCGCGGCUGGUGUCCGUGCUGGCGCUGCCCGCUGCCCCCGAGAGCGUCCGGAACCGCGCCGCUCGCACUUUGGCCAACCUGGCCCUGGAGCCGGACGGAGCCCGCGACGUGCUGGAGGCCGGUGCCGCGCCCCUGCUGAUCUCGCUGACCUCCACCUGCGGCACCCCCGGCUGCCUGGCCAGCGCCGCCCGCGCCCUCCGCAUCCUGGGCACCCCCCAAAACCCCCCGAACCGCCCCAAAACCGCCCCCCGGGACCCCCCGCUGCCCGCCCCCUGCCGCGUCCGAGCGGCCGCGGCGCUGGCCGGACGCUUGACCGCGCUGGCCCCCUCGGACCCGUCGUGUCCGGCGCUGGCGCGAGCGCUGCGGGGGCUGCUGGCCGCCCCGUGUCCGGCGGCCGUGGCCGAAGCGGUGACCCCGGCGCUGGCCGCUCUGGCCGCUCUGGCCGCUCGGCCGGCGCUGGACGCCCGCGGCUCGGCGCUGGCCGUGCUGGCGGCGGUCAGCGGCCGGGGCUGGCUGCGGCCGGCGCUGGGAGCGGCCGGAGCCGUGGAGGCCGCGGUGGCCGCGGUCAGGAGGGGGCUGCGGGGGGAGGGGCUUAAAUUGGGUGGGGGUCCCGACUUUGGGGGUGAGCCUGAAUUUGGGGGCGAGGGUCCUGAAUUUGGGGGUGAGGGUCCUGAAUUUGGGGCUGAUCCUGAAUUGGGUGGGGGUCCCGACUUUGGGGGUGAGCCUGAAUUUGGGGGUGAGGGUCCUGAAUUUGGGGCUGAUCCUGAAUUGGGUGGGGGUCCCAAAUUUGGGGGUGAUCCUGAAUUUGGGGGUGAGGGUCCUGAAUUUGGGGGUGAUCCUGAAUUGGGUGAGGGUUCUAAAUUUGGGGGUGGUCCUGAAUUUGGGGGUGAUCCUGAAUUUGGGGGUGAGGGUCCUCAAUUUGGGAGUGAUCCUAAAUUGGGUGGGGGUUCUAAAUUUGGGGGUGAGGGUCCUAAAUUGGGUGGGGGUGCCAAAUCUGAGGGUGGUCCCAAAUUGGGUGGGGGUCCCAAAUUGGGUGAGGGGUCUCAAAUUAAGGGUGGGGGUCCCCAAGUCAAUUGUGGGGGUCCCAAAUUGGGUGGGGGUCGCCCCCAACUCCCGCAGUUUGGUCCCCAAAUGAACGGGGGUCCCCAUUUGAAUGGGGGGCCCAAAUUUGGGUCUGGGGGUUCCCAGUUUGAGUCUGGGGGUCCCAAAUUAGGUGAGAAUCCCAAAUUUAAGGGUGGGGAUCCCAAAUCUGAGCCCAAGCAUCCCAAAUUUGGGUCUGGGGGUUCCCAGUUCUCCUCUCGGGCUGGGUCCAAGGGUCCCCAAUUGGGUGAGGGUCCCCAGUCAGGUGCCAAUCCCAAAUUUGGGUCUGGGGGUCCCAAAUCUGGGUCCAGGAGUCCCGAAUUCGGGUCUGGGGGUUCUGAAUUAGGUCCCAACCCCAAAUUUGGGGGUCCCAACCCUAAAUUCAGCUCCAGGGGUGCCCAAUUUGAGUCUGGGGGUCCCAAAUUAGGUGAAAAUGCCAAAUUUGAGUCUGGGGGUCCCCAACUUAAAUCUCGGGGUCCCAAAAUCCCAUCCAAGACCCCCAAAAUCGCCUCUGGGGCUCCCCGAAUUGAGUCUGGGGGUGCCCAAUUUCAGCCCGGGGGUGCCCGAAUUGAGUCUGGGGGUGCCCAAUUUCAGUCCAAGGGUGCCCGAAUUGAGUCUGGGGGUCCCAAAACCCCCUCCAAGCCCCCCAAAUCCGAGUCUGGGCCUCCCCGAAUUGGGUCUGGGGGUGCCCAGUUUCAGCCCGGGGGUGCCCGAAUUGAGUCUGGGGGUCCCAAAACCCCCUCCAAGCCCCCCAAAUCCGAGUCUGGGACUCCCCGAAUUGGGUCUGGGGGUGCCAAAUCCCCCUCCGGGACCCCACAGCUUCCCGGGGGUGCCCGAAUUGAGUCUGGGGGUGCCCAGUUUCAGCCCGGGACUCCCCGAAUUGAGUCUGGUGGUGCCCAAUUUCAGUCGGGGGCUCCCAAAAUCCCCUCCAAGCCCCCCAAAUCCGAGUCUGGGCCUCCCCGAAUUGAGUCUGGGGGUGCCCAAUUUCAGUCGGGGGCUCCCAAAACCCCCUCCAAGCCCCCCAAAUCCGAGUCUGGGACUCCCAGAAUUGGGUCUGGGGGUGCCCAAUUUCAGUCGGGGGCUCCCAAAAUCCCCUCCCAGACCCCCAAAUCCGAGUCUGGGUGUGCCCAAUUUGAGUCGGGGGGUCCCAAAUCCCCCUCCGGGACCCCGCAGCUCCCCGGGGGUGCCCGAAUUGAGUCUGGGGGUGCCCAAUUUCAGCCGGAGGGUGCCCAAUUUGAGUCUGGGGGUCCCGAAACCCCUUCCGGGACCCCCCAGUUCUCCUCCGGGGGUGCCCGAAUUGAGUCUGGGGGUGCCCAAUUUCAGUCGGGGGCUCCCAAAACUCCCUCCAAACCCCCCAAAUCCGAGUCUGGGACUCCCCGAAUUGAGUCUGGGGGUGCCCUGUUUCAGCCCGGGGUUGCCCGAAUUGAGUCUGGGGGUGCCCAGUUUCAGCCCGGGACUCCCCGAAUUGGGUCUGGGGGUGCCAAAUCCCCCUCCGGGACCCCGCAGCUCCCCGGGGGUGCCCGAAUUGAGUCUGGGGGUGCCCAAUUUGAGUCGGGGGUCCGCGCGCUGUGCCUGCUGUGCCGCGAGGCCGUGAACCGGGCGCGGGUGCGGCGCUCGGGCGGGCUGGGCGCGCUGCUGGCCGUGCUGCGGGAGCCGCGGGCGCGGCGCUGGCACCGCCCGGUGCUGCUCGCCCUGGCCGCCUUCGCCUGGGACCCGCCGGCCCUGCGAGCCCUGGACGGCGCCGGGCUGGUCCCGCUGCUCGCCCGGGGGCUACCGAGAGCCCCCCGGGCCGGCCGGGACGAGCAGCACCAGGAGGAGGAGGAGGAGGAGGAGGAGGAGAGGGAGGAAGAGGAGGCGGCCUCGGCGGAUCUGCCUCGGGAUUUGGGGCUGGGGACGCCCGGGGAGGCGGCGGCGGGGAGCUGGAGGGGGCUGAGGUCCUGGCUCUCCACCACCUCCCCCACCACCCCUCCCCCCUCCCCUCCCCCACCCUCCCCUUCCCCUCCCCCGCCAAAAAAAAAACCCCGCCCGCCCCUCCCCCCCCACCCUGGAGACCCUCGCCCUCCCCAAAAUCCCCCCGACCCUUUUGGGGGACCCCAAACUCCCCGAGACCCCCGCCCUGCUCCUGCUGGAGCGCCUGGCCGAGCCCCCCUCCCCCUCCCCCUCCCUCCCCUCCCCCACCCUGGUCUCGGCCAUUUUGGGGUACCUGGCGGGGGUCCCCCGCCCCUCCCCCCGCGCCCCCCGCCUGCUGCAGCUUUUGGUGGAAAAUCCCCAAUUUUUGGGGCUCCUCUCCGGGGUUUCGUCCCUUCCCUCAUCCACUCCUGGCUCGUCUUGGGGGUCCCGCCCCACAAGUGGGCCAGGGAGGUGGGGGAGGGGAGGGACCCCCACCCCAAAAAUCCCCACCCGGGACCCCCCCAGGAGAGGAGGGAGAGGCUCAGGGAGCUGGGCGAGGCCCUGCUGCGGAGUUUGGGGGCGACGGCGGCGUCGCCGUUUGGGGUGGGGGUCCUGACCCACAGCCUGAGGUGUGGGAGCCCCCCCGCCCGCCUGGCCUGCGCCACCGCCCUGGCCCUGCUGGCCAGGCCGGGCUCGCCGCUGUGGCCGCUGCUCUGGGGUGGGGGAGGGGCGCUGCCGCUGCUCCUCGGCGCCGCCGCCCGCGGGGGGGGAGGGGCCGCCCCUCCCCCCUUCGCUCUCUACGCCGCCGCUGCCAUCGGGCAGGUGAGGGAGCACCUGGGACAGGUGAACGGCCACGGGGACAGCGGUGACACCGACGGGGACCUGGGGGACACCUGGGGACACCUGGACACACCUGGGGACAUCCAGGACACACCUGGGGACAUCCAGGACACCUUUGGGGACAUCGAGAAUGGAGCUGGGGACAUCCAGGACACAUCUGGACACACCUGGGACCACCUGGACACACCUGGGGACAUCCAGGACACACCUGGGGACAUCGAGAACACCUUUGGGGACAUCAGAAAUGGACCUGGGGACAUCCAGGAUGCACCUGGGGACACCUGGGACCACCUGGACACAGCUGGGGACACCUGGGACACACCUGGGGACAUCGAGGACACCUUUGGGGACAUCAGAAAUGGACCGGGGGACACCUGGGACACACCCGGGGACACCUGGGACACACCUGGGGACAUUGAGGACACCUCUGGGGACACCUCUGGGGCGCUCUCACCUGGCCCCAGGUGGCCCCAGAUGGCCCCACCCCCCUGCAAACGUCCCCGAAUGUCCCCAAACCCCCCAAAAAUGUCCCCAAAUCCCCCAAAAAUGUCCCCAAACCCCCCCAAUUCCUGUCCCCAAAUGUCCCCACCCCCCUCCAAACGUCCCCGAAUGUCCCCAAACCCCCCCGAAAUGUCCCCAAACCCCCCCCAAAUGUCCCCAAAUCCUGUCCAGGUGUCCCCAAACCCCCCCAAAAUGUCCCUGAACCCCCCCCAAAUGUCCCCAAAUCCCCUCCAAACGUCCCCAAGCCCCCCCCAAACGUCCCCAAAUCCUCCCCAAAUGUCCCCAAAUCCCCCUCAGGUGUCCCCAAAUCCUCCCCAAACGUCCCCAAAUCCUCCCCAAACGUCCCCAAACCCCCUCCAAACGUCCCCAAAUCCCCCCCAAACGUCCCCAAAUCCCCCCCAAACGUCCCCAAGCCCCCCCCAAACGUCCCCAAGCCCCCCCCAGGUGUCCCCCGCGCCCCCCGGGUGUCCCCGGCUGUCGCCCUGCCCGUGUCCCUGUCCCUACUCGCGCUCCCCCCGGGACGUGUCCCUGGUCCCGGACGUGCCGCCGGGGCUCCCCGCGUCGCGCGCGGCGCUCGCCCGAUCCUCGCCGGUGCUCGCCACGCUGCUGGGCGGGCCCUUCCUGGAGGGCCACCAGGCGCGGGUGACCAUCCGCCGCUGUCCCCGCGCCGCGCUGCUGCUCCUGCUGCACUUCCUGCACGGCUGCCGCCCCCCGCGCUGUCCCCAAAUGUCGCCUCCCCCUCCGGUGGCCACGGCGGGGGCGGCGCUGGCCCUGGCCCGCCGCUUCUUGGUGGCCACCUUCGAGGAUUGGGUGGCCGGGGCCGUGCGGGGCGGCCCCGCGGAGCUGUGGGGCUUGGCGGAGCUCUGGGGCUGCGCCCCGCUGGCCACCAGGGUGGCGAGUGACGUGCUGGGCGCGGGGGUGGCCCCCGAGGUGGCCGCGGCCUUGCUGCAGGUGGCCCAGGUGGCCAAAGAGCCCUCGGUGCUGGCCCGGGCGCUGCUGGGCGUGCUGAGCCCCUCCCCCACCGCGCUGCGCCUGGGGGGAGGGGCGGUGUGGGACCCCCUGCUGGGGGGGGGAGGGGAGCCCUGGGGACACCCCGGGGACAGCGAGGAGGAGGAGGAGGGCGGUGACGUCACGGAGAGGGAGGGUGACGUCAUGGAGGGGCAGGGGGAGGGCGCGGAGGGGGAGGGGUGGCGGUGAAAGCGAUUUUGGGGAGGCCAAAAGUGACCCCGGGGACCCCAAAAAUGACCCCGGGGACACCAAAAAUUACCCCGGGGACCCCAAAAAUGACCUUGGGGACACCAAAAUGACCCCGGGGACCCCAAAAGUGACCUUGGGGACACCAAAAGUGACCCCGGGGACCUCAAAAGUUACCCCGGGGACCCCAAAAAUGACCCCGGGGACACGAAAAUGAGCUUGGGGACACCAAAAGGAGCUUGGGGACCCCAAAAAUGAGCUUGGGGACAAUUUUGGGGACCCUAAAAGAACCCUGGGGACCCCAAAAGUGACCCCGGGGACACCAAAAAUGACCUUGGGGACACCAAAAUAACCCCGGGGACCCCAAAAAUGACCUUGGGGACACCAAAAGUGACCUUGGGGACACCAAAAUGACCCCGGGGACACCAAAAUGACCUUGAGGAUACCAAAAAUAAGCUUGGGGACAAUUUUUGGGGACCCUGAAAGAACCCUGGGGACCCCAAAAGUGACCUUGGGGACCCCAAAAGUGACCCCGGGAACACCAAAAGGAGCUUGGGGACAAUUUUGGGACCUUGGGGACACUUUUGGGGUCACCUAGGAGGAUUUGGGGACCCCAAAAAGGACCAUGCAAACCCCAAAAAGGACCUUGGGGACACCUAAAGGACAUUGGGGACAAUUUUGGGACCUUGGGGACCCCAAAAAUGAUCUUGAAGACCCCAAAAAGAAGCCUGGGGACCCCCAAAAUGACCUUGGGGACACCUGGGAGGAUUUGCGGAUCCUAAAAAGGAGCUUGGGGACCCCAAAAAGGACCCUGGGGACAAUUUUGGGACCUUGGGGACACUUUUGGGGUCACCUGGGAGGAUUUGGGGACCCCAAAAAUGACCUUGAAGACCCCAAGAAGGAUCUUGGGGACACCAAAAAGAACCUUGGGGACAAUUUUGGGGACCCCAAAAUGACCCUGGGGGCACAAAAAAUUACUUUGGGGACAAUUUUGGGACCUUGGGGACACCCCAGGUGACGAUGACGUCAUGGGGCAUCCCCCCCUUCAGGAUUUGGGGACCUCGCUGGAAUUUUCGGGACCUUCUGGAAUUUUGGGGGGGAAUUUUUGGGGCGAUUUCGGGCGGUUUUGGAGCGAAUAAAAAAGGGUGAAAGCGC